AUGUUUUUUUUCCAUUAUUUAGAAGAAGAUAUCGAUGGUGAUACACUUUUUAAUUUGCCACAAUCGAUGAUGUAUGAAAUUAUUAAACCAAUGAAAGAUCGUGUACGUUUUCUAACAGAACAUCGUGCAUUGUUUCAUGGUACAAGUCAAAAUAAUAGUGAUCAGCUCUUGUCAAACAACUACUUAGAGUAUUCAUCAGAAAAUAGUUCAAAACAAUUAAUGGAACAACGUACUACUGAUCAAGCUGCAACAGCGUCGGCAAUUACACAUUCAAAUAAUUAUCAAGGUGAUGCUUUUCAAUCAACUUCUUUACCAAGUCCCGAAGUUAUAAAUGAAGAAACAAUUAAAUCACCAAAAGAAUGUCAAGAAAACGACAACAAUGAAGACAAUGAAGAAUCUAUUUUUCCAUAUGUGUACACGUUACCAGAUUUACCAUUGAAAAUUCAACAAUUUAUAGAUAAAGGAGAAAUAAGUCAUUUCGGCGGUCAUACAAAUGCACGUCGACUAUUACUUGAUGUUAUUUUUACAGAUGUUACAACAAACUAUUCUUUGCUUUAUCCGAAUUCGAAUCAAUAUAGAUCAAUGGCAAUUGCAACAUUGAAAUUGUUUAAUAUUCAUAAUGAUACUCAAGCAUUGAACGAUUGGAUCGAAUGUCUUAAAUCUAAAUUCAAAAGAGAGCGUCGUCCGCUUCAACAAACAUCUGAACAAGUUCAACGAAUGAAACUCAAGCAUAGUAGCACCUAUGGUCGCCCAAUAAAAGGAAAUGAUAAUAUAGUUGCACCCCGUCGUGAAGUUCCUAUUGAUUUUUGGAAUAAAAUUGAUCUUCAUGAUGAUCCUGACGAUUUAAAUAAAAGUAUUCAAUUCAUGAAGAACGAGUUAUCACACGAAAAAGUAAAUUUUGAUGAAGUUAGAAUCGCAUGGAAGAAAACAUUGGUAGUUCGUAGACAAUUUAUUCAAACUCAUACAACAAAAGAAGUGUUACAAGAAUAUCCUGGUUAUCAUCAUGUUGUAUUAAUUUUCGACGAAAUUCAAUAUCUAUGCAAUGUUGACAUUGAAUCAAAUUUAGAAAAUGCGUUGCAAAAAUUACUUGUUAUGGUUCCCGACAACGAAAGUUAUGUAAAUGAUCUUCCCACAGUACGAUUGAUCAAACUGUUAACUAAACAUUUUCAAGAUUCAUGGCAAUAUUUAUUACGCAAUAAAGAACCAGCAUGUCCUCGACCAACUAUACAAAUAACAGACGAUAAUUUUUAUAUAUAUUUGGAUUUUGAUAUGAUAACUCAAACAAAAUCUAUAAAUCAAGCAUUAAGUGUUGUCAUUUCAUUAUAUGUCAUAUUCGAAUUACAAUUUGGCACGCACAACCGAGUUAUUCAUUUGUUGUACGGAAUAUUGUUACAAGAGUCAAGCAUUCUUUCGAAACAAUUACGACUUGCAUUAAAACAAUGGAAUUUUCAUAUUGAUAAAAAAGAACGUACAGGAAAUAUUCAACUUGUUAAAACUAUCUCAACAACUAAUAAUACACAAACAACUACUAUAGGUGUUUUAAAAGAAAUUGAAGGUGGUCAUGGUAAUCGAUCAUUUGAUAACAGCUACCAAGAGAAUUCUAUCAGAAACAUAGAUGAUACACAAAAUUCAACAACAAUCAGUACAAAUCCAACUGCCUAUAUUAACAUGGAAAAAUGUACAACACAAACAUCACGAUCAUCUAAUUUAUCAUCACCUAUUGAUCCACCAUUAAUUAUACAAAUUGCAACACCAGAGAAGCCGGAAGAAGAAUUUUUAUCUGAACCAAUUACAAGUGAACAUACCAAACGCACGUUGAACAAUGUCGAGUCAAACUCGUCAAAAUCGAAUCAUUUAUGUACAAACAAUAAGAAAAAAUCUAGUUCUAUAUCACGAAAACGUUCAGCCAGCCCAGAAAAGCCAAUAGCACAACGAUUAAAACGAUCACGAAAUAAGACAAAGACAAUAUGA
Molecule: messenger RNA, 1971 nt
Organism: Rotaria socialis
Lineage: Eukaryota; Metazoa; Rotifera; Eurotatoria; Philodinida; Philodinidae
Source: the annotation of a GenBank genome assembly